AUGGUCAAGAACCUCGUCGUCUUCGACUUUGACUGGUCCUUCGUCGACCAGGACACGGACCGCUGGGUCUUCGAGGUCCUCGACACCAAGCUCCGCCGCAAGCUUCAGGACCGCAAGAGCGCUGGUUCGCAGUGCAUGCCUGAUGUUGUAUCGGCGGGUAAUGCCCUUUCCGAACGAGGGCGCAGGAGGCGUCAAGAGCGUGAGCACCUCGGUACAACUCACCCCUUACCGCUCACCGCUCGCCCUGUUUCGCAGCGCGCUGACCACAGCGACGAGACUAUGCAGGACCUCUUCAACGCCGGCUACAAGAAGGACCAGGUUCUCGACGCCCUGCGUCAGCUCCCCGUCCACCCCGCCAUGAAGCGCGCCGUCACUAACCUCAAGAACCGCGGCGAGACCACCUUCCUGUGUCUCUCGAACUCGAACGAGGUCUACAUCGGCACCAUCCUCGAGAAGCACGGCCUGACCGACCUCUUCGACCAGGUCAUCACGAACCCGGCCAAGUGGGUCGGUGACCGUCUGCACAUCGGCCGCCGUCUGCCCGCCGACGGCCCGCAGCACGGAUGCACCGUCGGCUGCCUGCCGAACAUGUGCAAGGGCGACGAGCUCGAUGCCUGGCUCGAGGCCCAUGGGGGCAAGGACUCGUUCGACAAGAUUGUCUACGUCGGCGACGGCGGCAACGACUUCUGCCCCCUCCUGCGCAUGCGUGAGGGCGACCUCGGCCUCGUCAGGAAGAACUAUGAGCUCGAGAAGCGCAUCGAGCGCGAGGGUAAGGAGAAGGGAUGCAAGAUUGACGUCACGCUUUGGGACCAGGCGUGGAUCGUCGACGAGGUCUUCUCCAAGCUCUGA
Trichosporon asahii var. asahii CBS 2479 is the source of this 849-nucleotide messenger RNA. RefSeq lists its product as uncharacterized. NCBI's taxonomy places the organism in Eukaryota, Fungi, Basidiomycota, Tremellomycetes, Trichosporonales, Trichosporonaceae. The record is from RefSeq and is a predicted model, not a curated record. The transcript is spliced from 4 exons. Bases 1 to 849 code for a protein of 282 amino acids. Gene Ontology annotation, molecular function: phosphatase activity.